Molecule: messenger RNA, 1559 nt
Organism: Hordeum vulgare subsp. vulgare (domesticated barley)
Lineage: Eukaryota; Viridiplantae; Streptophyta; Magnoliopsida; Poales; Poaceae
Exons: 2
Coding region: 1-1242 (413 amino acids)
Source: RefSeq, a predicted model, not a curated record
AUGGCGCAGCCGCCGUCGUCGUCCCCCUCGCCGUGGGUCAUCCUGGGCAGCAUCCCACGCGUCUCCGCGCUGGCGGACGGCGGCGACGCCUCCGUGGCGCUCACGGCGCCGCCGCGCGCCUCGAUCCUCACCGUCUCCCCGCGCGUCUUCCCGGAGCCCCCCACGCCCCACUACUUCCCCUUCGUCCUCACCGCCGACCCCUCCGGCCUUCUCCUCCUCCAAGCCAACCUGCGCCGCGACCCGACCCAACAAGUCAUCGACCGCCCCGGCUGCCAGUCCGUCAGCUGGAAAUUCAACCACCCGCGCUACUUCGUGAUCGACGCCACCGCCGCCACGGCAUUCCACCUCCCCGACCCCGAGGGCACCACCAUCCAGCACCAGGCCCUCCUCGGCCUCCUCGCCUCCCCCGGCGGCGGCGGCCACUACAUGGUCGCCGAGCUCCGGCCCAUCAUCGGCUGCGACCACGCCACGCUCCUCUGCUUCUCCACGGAGGUCGGGGAGUGGGUGGCGAAGCGCGUCCGCUACCCGCUGCCGCCGCGGCCGCUGGUCCCCAUCUGCGUGGUCUCGUACCACGGGAGGCUCUGGUGGGUCGACCUCACAUGGGGAGUCAUCACCUGCGACCCCUUCGCCGACGAGCCGGUCCUGGGCUUCGUCCCGCUCCCGCCGGAGAAGGUGCUCGGGUGCAGGGAGGCUUGGGGCGUCGCCGACAAGUACCGCUACGUGGGGGUGAGCGGCGGCAAGCUGCGUUUCGUCGACAUGUACAUGGGUAAGCGUUCCCGUGCUCGUGCUCGUGGCGGCGGCGCUCGCACGCCCACGGUGAGCGUGUGGACGCUGGCCGAUCCACACUCCAGGGAGUGGACGCUGGGGCAAGAGGCGAGCUUUGCAGAGAUCUGGGCCGAUGAGAGCUACAAGGCGGCCGGGCUGCCCAAGAAGAUCCCCACGCUCGCGCUCAUCCACCCCGAGAACCCCGACGUGGUCUACUUCUUCCUCAAGGAGCACCUCUUUGGCGUUGACGUGCGUGCUCGCAAGGUCGUGGAGUGCCAGGUCUAUGGUCUCGUUGCGCCGCCGAGCAUCUGCAUGGCCAGCCGCUUCGUUCGGGCUUGGGAGCUGCCACGGGCGCUCUCCUCAGGGGAGUGGUGUAAUGGCAUGGACUUGGCUGAGAGCGCUAAUGCACGCCCGUACACGCCAUCGCCAGGGGAUUACCACUUGCUGGGAAAUACCAGGCAGACAUUCAUCGGAUGAAUUGGAGGAACAUGAAGCAGAUGCAGUGCUGAAUCAAGUUUUGGAAUGGUGCGUCCUGGUAUCAUCGACCAUGCAUGGAUGCUUUUGGCGUCUUCGCGCGAAGUAGCUUACCGUUGUUGUCUCUCGGUGCAUCAGACGGUGAUUCGAAAUGCUGCGGAAAAACUUCCUGUUGCUUAGUUUUGUAUCUCGGUUGGGAUGGAACUUGUACUGGAAGUAUGACUUUGGUGCGCCAUCGAUGGUUCCGGUGGUCGAUCACUUGAACCGGGAAGCUGGGAAUCUCUUCGGUGAUCGGUUGCUGUUUAAUUCGUCUUCGUGCA